GUGGUUUCAUCCCAACAUCAGCGGAAUUGAGGCAGAGAAGCUGCUCCUGACCAGGGGUGUCCAUGGCAGCUUUCUGGCUCGUCCCAGCAAGAGCAACCCGGGAGACUUCACCCUCUCUGUCAGAAGAAACGAUGAGGUCACGCACAUUAAGAUCCAGAACACGGGGGAUUACUAUGACCUGUACGGAGGCGAGAAGUUUGCCACGCUCGCAGAGCUGGUGCAGUACUACACCGAGCAGCAGGGCCUGCUGCGGGAGAAGAACAGCAACGUCAUCGAGCUGAAGUACCCUCUCAACUGCCAGGACCCCACCUCGGAGAGGUGGUACCACGGGCACCUCACGGGCAAGGAGGCGGAGAAGCUCCUCACGGAGAAAGGGAAACCAGGCAGCUUCCUGGUGCGAGAGAGCCAGAGCAAGCCAGGAGACUUUGUGCUGUCGGUGCUGACAAAUGAGGAUAAGAUGGAGACCGGGGAUCGG
Molecule: messenger RNA, 475 nt
Organism: Apaloderma vittatum (bar-tailed trogon)
Lineage: Eukaryota; Metazoa; Chordata; Aves; Trogoniformes; Trogonidae
Product: tyrosine-protein phosphatase non-receptor type 11-like
Exons: 3
Source: RefSeq, a predicted model, not a curated record